Messenger RNA from Heterobilharzia americana, 1743 nucleotides. The record is from the annotation of a GenBank genome assembly. Lineage: Eukaryota; Metazoa; Platyhelminthes; Trematoda; Strigeidida; Schistosomatidae.
CUUUAAUUUAUCACCCUAGUUCAAUAUGCCACCAAAACAAAGUUCAAAAAGUGAAACGGCAUUGGUCAGGUCAAUGAGUGAACUGCUUAAAGACUAUGAGCAUAGAGCUGAUCAUUAUGAAACAACUGUUUGUAAUUCAAUUAAAAAGUCCUUCAGAAAAGCUUUAGAAGAAGACCGUCCUGUAACAAGAGUAAGCCACGUAAUACGUAUUCGUAACAAUGAAAAUAACAAUGAUAUUGAAGUUUUUAGUUGAUCCGCAAGAUCGUCGACUAGUUGAAUAUUGGGAUGACAACAAGUUGAUUGAUGCUCUUAAAGAAGAUACUGACGAUAGUAUCUCUGUUAGGAAAAAGAAAGUUCGGAACAAACCAUUAAAAGAAGAUAAACCAUUAGUUAAACUUUUACCACUGAUUGAAGCCAUACGUGCAAAACGGUAUACAUUGAUAAAAGAACUAUUUGUAUGGGAUUGUCAUAUUGAAAACGAUGAUAUGAUAGCACUAACUGGAUUGUUCAAUAAAGGAUGUUAUUUGCUAACACGUGUUGAGCUGAUUGACUGCUUUUUAGAUGCCAAAAGUAUCGGUACAUUGAUGGCUAAUAUUGCAAGCUGCAAAACACUACGUGAUUUGUGCUUGGAUUUUAACGAUCUUGGUGAACAAGGUUGUCGUGCAUUAUGCAAUGGAUUAGCUAAAAGUUGUUAUCUUAUUCACCUAAGCUUAAGCUUUUGUGGACUUACAAAACAAUGUGGUUUAUGGCUUGGAAAUUUAGUUGCAGAAACUGCCAUCAGGGAACUUAUUUUAGAUGGCAAUAAUCUGGAAGCUGAAGGUACAAUAGCUCUUCUCAGUCUACUGUCUGAUGCUGCAGACAGAGAAGGAUUUGAACGCAAUGAAGCGAUAGGAAAAAAACAAUUAUUUCAAGAAGAAUCGAAAAAAAGAAAUCGAGUAAAUUUGGAUGCCUUACCUCCAUUGAACGAGGGGUUGGAUGAUGAUACUGAACUGGCGCUUCAACCUCCGCCACCGUUGUCACCAUUAUCAAGUAAGACGAACUCUGCCAAAAAAUCUAAGAAGAAGAAGUCCUCUAAAGUGGGGAAACGUGGUAAAAAAGGUAAAAAUAAAUUUUCACUUCCUGCAGUUGGUCCGCAGAUUUCUGUACUUAAAUUAGCUGAUAAUGGAAUUAAUCAUUAUGGUCGAGGUGGAAAUUUCGCUACAGUUAGAUGUAUGCAAUUAUUAAAAAGUAUAAUUUCACAUAGUAAAGAUUUACAAGAGAUUGAUUUGUUCUCUAAUGACAUUGGUGAUCUUGCUGCAAGACAAAUUUUAGAAGGAAUAUUAUUUCGGAAAGACGCUAAACUGCCACAAAUCGGUGUACGAUUGGGUCACCGUAUUAAUCAAGAUACAUUUGAUAUGGUGCAUAAAUUAGCACCUGGUCCAAAGAAGAGAAAACGUAAAGGAAAGAAGGGAAAAUGAACAAUUAUUCGGUGAAAAAUAUUCAUGAAAUGAGGCAUUACAACAACUACUUGGGUGAAGAUUGUGGACAGAUACAUUUAAAUUCACAUAAUUUUCAAAAGUUAUGCAUAUAAAUAACAUGCCGUUGAUGUUAUUAUACACGUUUUUGAGUGAGCAUAUAAAAAAGGUUGGUUCUAAUGUACAGCAUUCCAAAUACUACAAAACAUAACACAUUUAUUUUCCGAUUUCCAACUACUGAAGAUUUCUUUAUGGAUGACUCUUAAAAAUUAUUUUCACUGGACAAAAC